GAGAUAGCACAUCGGGCAUUGAAGCUGACCAACAGCAAAAGUAUCCAGGCUGCAAUUGAACUUAUUGGGAAAAUGGCAUACCAGGACAAUACCAGGGCAGAACAGAUAGCAACAACCAAAAAAGUUGUCACUCAAGGUGGUGUCAACAGAACUGCCCAGUCUGUCAAUCGCAAUCCAAGCUUCCAGGGAUCUAAGGAAUCAUUGGUGAACAUUCCCCCUCGAACCAGUCCAACCUUUGUAACAGGUAUGAGAUCGGACAGUCCCCUACAAGGUGAGAUGUCUGCCCUGAGCCAAGGUGUACCUCCAAGAGGGCAGACCCCACCCCCUCGUGGACAAACCCCUCCCCCUAGGGGACAGACUCCGCCUCCUGGAAACUUUCGUCCAGUGCAGCAGCUGGGAUAUUCACCUGGUCACGUGCAGCAGAUGAUCAAAAGGAUGUCACCUGUCCCUCAAAAUGGGCGUGGUCCACUUUUAGCACCACAGCCUCAAGACACACAAAGAACUAGUCCCAUCCCAGCAUGGGCUGCAUUAGGGGGAUCAGGGAACUCUUCUAGUUCACAAAAUAGUGUUGGCACAGGAAGGUAUUCCAUGACUCCACCCCCCUCCUCUGUUGUUCAGUCCACGAGACAAAGUCCCGCCAUGUCACAGCUUGGUCGAGGGCAAAGCUGCGAAGACAUCUCCCACCUCUCUACAUACGUACCAGGGACUAAGAUCACUCAGAAAGAACAAGCUGUCAGCAUUCUAACCAGAGCAAUAGGCAGUAGAGCUGCAAUGGGGGCAUUGUACAAGUCUCCCUCUACAGACUUGCUGACAAGCAAACCUGUUGUCACACAGACUACUGCACAAAGGAGAGGAUCAGUCAGCAGUAGCCACAGCAAUAGUUCUGUGUUUAGUUCUAACAGCGAAUCCUACUCAACAUCUGCUCAAGCCAACAACAACUCCCUUGCCCUUCACCAGAACCAUCUGUCCCCGUUUAGCAGCAGUAGCAGUCACACUGACAGUUCACAGAUGAACUUUUCAUCAGGACAGAGCACACCGAGUCAGCCCAUCACCAGUAAAGAUCCCCCCAGCUACGACACAGCCAUCACUUACCUACAGCUGGCCCACUCCUCUAGACAAGGUGGCACCUCACCUAACCCCUACAAGAGCCAUAAGGUUGCAGAUCAAAAUAUGCCACUUUCUAUAAAUGUUGAUCCUUCCCAAGUUCAUUAUUCUCCCAACCCAUCAGCCUUGCCCCCGCCCCCACCUUAUCCCCAUUCAGCUGCUUCUCAGCUCCCUGUCUCCACCAAGAUGACCAACCCUGUCGUUCUGCACUCUGCAAAGAGUAAAGAAGUGCAGAAACCUGUCCUCCAGACUGCACACGCUCCCGUUCACCCACCUCUCACCAACCAGCCAAAGACUGUGGCUAUUUCGCCAAGCAUUGAAACAGCUUCAACUGCCAAUACAACUUCUCCGUCUUCUUCCCCACCUGAAACAAGAAGUAGUACCCCCAGUUCGCUCACGUCUACGACAAGCCCGAGCGAAGACAACUACCCGCCCCCUCCCCCAUACAGACCCCCACAGAUGAUUGAGGUGCGUGCCUCACCGCGGUCAGACACUACUCCAGAAGGCGACGAGAGUGACAUUCAACAGCAAACCUCGCCAAAACCUGAGAGAAGACGACGGUUCAAGGGUAGAGACCCGGAAAGAAGGGGGUCAAAAAUCAAGAACUUCUCUCCACAGGCAUUCAAAUUCUUCAUGGAACAACACGUUGAAAACGUCCUGAAAUCCCACCAACAGAGAGUACACAGACGCGUACAGCUGGAGAACGAAAUGUCAAAGGUCGGUCUCUCCGAAGAAGCACAAUCACAGAUGCGAAAGAUGCUGUGUCAGAAGGAAUCCAACUACAUCAGACUGAAACGUGCCAAGUUGGAUAAGUCAAUGUUUGUAAAGAUCAAAACCCUUGGCGUGGGCGCGUUCGGAGAGGUCGCCCUUGCGAGGAAAGUAGAUACUCAGACGCUGCACGCAAUGAAGACCCUCCGGAAGUCGGACGUUUUAAAACGCAAUCAAGUUGCACACGUGAAGGCUGAGAGAGACAUUCUAUCCGAGGCAGACAACGAAUGGGUGGUGAGGUUGUACUACUCUUUCCAGGAUGAUGAGAAUCUGUACUUUGUUAUGGACUACAUCCCUGGAGGAGACCUUAUGAGCCUUCUCAUCAAGAAAGGCAUCUUUGAACAGGGUCUGGCCCAGUUCUACACAGCAGAACUGGUGUGUGCCAUUGAGAGUGUCCACAAAAUGGGCUUCAUUCACAGGGACAUCAAGCCAGAUAAUAUCCUGAUUGACAGGGAUGGACACAUCAAAUUGACAGACUUUGGCCUUUGUACAGGAUUCCGCUGGACACAUGAUUCAAAAUAUUACCAGCCCAAAGAUGGGCACAUCCGGCAGGACAGCAUGGAGCCCCCUGAAGGCUGGAGUCUGGAGAACUGCCAGUGCUCCUACAAGGGGCUGAAACCCCUGGAGCGGAGACAGGCCAGGCAGCACCAACGCUGUCAGGCACACAGUCUGGUGGGCACUCCCAACUACAUCGCACCAGAGGUGCUCCUCAGAAGAGGGUACACCCAGUUGUGUGACUGGUGGAGUGUGGGGGUCAUCCUGUAUGAGAUGUUAGUGGGGCAGCCCCCUUUCCUCGCCACUACCCCUGCAGAAACACAGAUGAAGGUGAUCAACUGGGACCAUUACCUGGCCAUCCCAGCGCAGGCCCGCCUGUCCCGCGCAGCCUCAGAUAUCAUCCUCAAGUUCUGCUGUGAUGCAGAAAACAGACUGGGCAAGAAGGGGGUACAGGAGAUCAAGGCACAUCCAUUUUUCAACCACAUUCCUUGGGAGAAGGGCCUGCGGAAGACCAAGGCUCCGUACGCCCCCUACAUUCGCUACCCGACGGACACUUCCAACUUCGAUCCUGUGGAUCCGGAGAGGGUGCGCAGCUCGGAUUCCGAGGAGCCAGAAAGGGUAGAUGCGACGUCACCGUCCAAUGGCAUGCUCCCGGAGCACGCCUUUUACGAGUUCACGUUCCGGAGGUUCUUUGACGAAGGCGGCCCGUCGGCCCCGGAGCCGUACAGCGAUGCGGACAGCGCAGAAGACGGUGGGGAGGGCAGCCAGGAGAGCAGCUCAGAAACAACUGCAGAGGAUGGGACAGGGGCAGUGCUGCAGAAACAUGAACCUGUGUUUGUCUGACAUACACAUACAAACCAUACACCAAGUCUACUACAUGUAUUCAUCUGUCUCUUCAGUAGUAAAUUACCAUGCCCCAAGUGUAUUACCGGUACCCAGUAUGACAUCAUAUCAUAGUACAAGCAAGUUUGCUGCACACUUACGUCUUAUGUCAACAUGUAUUAAAUUAUUUCAUAAAAGGGUCAAUAGCGUAGCUCUUGAAGUCAAAUCUUUGUGUGUUGAGAACAGCAGCAGAUUGUAGGAAAGGAGAAAUUAUGUCCUCAAGAGUUGUCCAAAGACAUCUUCUCAAAAUAUAUUUAUUUCAUCAUUUCAUUACACUAGUGAAUAUAGCAUAGCAUGGAAUAUACCCAGUAACAUGGGCUAUUUUGUAAUACAGUAUCAUUAUGGAAUUGCUUGUUACAUGCAAGCCUCCAGCUUACUCUGUGCAGUAGUUUCAUUGUUUUCUUCAUAAUCCUUACAAAAUUCAUUGACUUGGUAGGGAGAAUAUCCACCCAUAUGAUGUGCAAAGGUAGUAAAUGUACGUUUAAUCGAUCUGUGCAAAAGAUAGUGUAUUUGUAUGGCCUUCAACAUAACAAACAGCUCUUGAUAGAGUCCAAAGUGCAUCAGGCAUGAACAUCAUGCUCCUUUGUAGAUCAUGUACCACAAAAUGCAAUAACAUGCAUAUAUUUCAACAGGGAACAAAGAUCCAACAAAUUUCUUGAAUAGUUGCAUUCUGUAGUAGAUACUUUGUCCUGUGAUAUAUAAUCCUAAAUAUGCUGCAGUUACAAUCUAAAAAUGUACACUUACUCGUCAAAGGUUUAAAGCAUUGACUUGUAAGGUAUGUACAGUGCCUAUCCUAUUACCACCCAACCCCCUAUGCAGAUGCACAAUGCCAUCGCUUACUCAUGUAUCUUUGUAACCUCUUGGAAAAUGUAGUGAACAACAUGCAAGUAUGGUAGAAGAAGAAUCGGUUCAUAUUUCUGGCAAAAGUCCACUUUACCCCAGGUACCACCCUCUGCAGUAACCUUUUUUGCUUGCUACCAUUGAAGAUUAAAACAGUGGUUACUACAGUGGAUGGUACCUGGACUAAGUCAAUGUAUCAAGUUGCAGCCAAAUCUAGGUCUGAACAUCUUUUUUAGACUUGUGACUUAAAAGAAGUGUGACAUCGUUAGUAGUUCAAAUGUUAUGCCUUGUAUGGAUGGGUUAGUGCCCUUGAAGUAGGCUGAAGAUACAGUUGCAAGUUUAGCACAUGGACUUUGAUUGUAUUGGAAGGACAAUUAUCUUAGCAAUGUUACCACUAGCAAACAAUAAAUCUAAGGUCUGAAUGGCAAGCUGUGCAGCAGGCCUGUGCAGUUGUAGAUGUGCAAACCAAAUAUCAGUCUUAGAAAUGAAAGAAUUGACUCUGUGCCUUACAAUGUCUGGACUGUCGUAUCCACUAAGAAUUGGUCUAAAACUUGAGCUACGAUGGUGUAGGUGUAGCAGUACAAGUCUUAUGUAAAAGGUGGGGACUAUUUGGAUGAAGCAGGGAGUUGCUUUGUAUAGUAGAAAUGGCCUUGUAAAAUCCUAUCUAUUUUGGUAAUGAGAGAAGUUAGAAUCAGUUUCCUUAUUACUGCUACCAAAGAGUUCCCCUAUUCCCCAAUAUCGGUUGCAUGUACAAGUAAGGUACAUGUAUAUGGCAGGUGCAUUGUUUUCUUAUCUUCAGACACAUUCUGAUUUGUGCAACUUGUAUCAUCUUUUUAUAACUUGUGUACAGGGCAUAUAGCUUAUAUAUUAUAUCAUAUAUGUAUACAUAUAAAUAUAUCUGUACAUGUGUAUGAGUGUAUUUGUCUUUCCAAUAAAUAUGAUACUACUGA
Branchiostoma floridae (Florida lancelet) is the source of this 5039-nucleotide messenger RNA. RefSeq names its product serine/threonine-protein kinase LATS1-like. Gene Ontology annotation, biological process: positive regulation of apoptotic process; hippo signaling; peptidyl-serine phosphorylation. Gene Ontology annotation, molecular function: protein serine/threonine kinase activity; protein binding; ATP binding. Lineage: Eukaryota; Metazoa; Chordata; Leptocardii; Amphioxiformes; Branchiostomatidae. The record is from RefSeq and is a predicted model, not a curated record.